This is a messenger RNA of Trypanosoma conorhini, 1428 nucleotides long. RefSeq lists its product as uncharacterized. The transcript has a single exon. NCBI's taxonomy places the organism in Eukaryota, Euglenozoa, Kinetoplastea, Trypanosomatida, Trypanosomatidae. The coding region runs from base 1 to 1428 and encodes 475 amino acids. The record is from RefSeq and is a predicted model, not a curated record.
AUGGAGGUUGGUAUUUAUCAGGACGCGAUUGCGGCGGCUAAGCAAGGCCUGAACGCACUGAGGCUUCGCACGAGCGCCGCCGAGGCAGAGCAGGAACGCAAAGAGGCCCUGCUGCGAGAAAUACUGGCAAAGGUGGAUGCACGGCAAAGAGAAAAGGAAUGCGUGUGGCAUCGCAAACGCGAGAUCGCUGCCGAUACGGUCUCUACUCUGAACGAAUUGCGUGCGAUUGAGGAGCUUGAUAUGCUAGAGAGCAUGCUGGUGGAGAAAAACACACAACUGCGGCUGCAGCAGUACAGACAUGACACGCUGCUGCAGCAGUUAGCCAAUCUGGAGACCAUCCUAGACGAGUUGUCUCUGGAGGGGGACGCGGCGGGGAGCGCAGGUGAGGCGCAAUCGGCACAGUGGGCCUCUUGCUGUGAGCAACUCUCUCGCUGCAUUGCCGCGGCGGAUCGAUACUGUGGUCGUCAUUCCUCGCACGUGUUCAGUCACCCCGUCUCGGUCAUUCAAAAGAGUAUCCGCAAUAUGUGUCGGAUAGUUAGAGAGCGAGAAGAACGACUUAAAAUUCAACAUGAACACAUCGACACACAACUGCAACACGCAGCAUCACUAGACGACAGCCUUCAAGGCAUGGAAGAAAACUCUACAUGCAAGAUGGAGGAGCUGAGGCGCGGCCACAAGGAACUGAUGCAGGCGAUGGAGCAGAGAGGGGUGACGGAGACGCGGAGCCUACGCGGGGAUCUCUGGCGAGCCGCAGAAGCACGCCAACAUCUUUUGCGCCGUUUAGAGGACGAAGGGCUUCUUCCAGUGGAGGCUGAGCUGCCCCCGUUGCUCCUAGGAUUGUGCAGUGCCGAGGAUGCCUCCCCCACGCCGCGUGAACCGUGUGAAACGGGGCAAGUUAACAGCGUGGAUGUCAGUUCUGAGGGCGUGGGCAACUCACAUCCACAGCUGAGGUCGGUGCAAGUACUGCGACGCCCACGCCUCGUUGGUAAGGAGACAGCAAGUGCGAUCACUGCUGUUAUGGGCCCAUGCAGUACAAAUAACAAAGAAAAGGGCAGGAAUACCACUGGGGAUGGCACGGAUGACGCUGAGACCGAUGCCACUGCGACGGAGGCUCCUGCCGUGUGCUUUGAAGGCGAGGCAGCGGGCUCUUCCCUCCACCGUGGUGUAGAUCCCGCGCCGGAUGCGAUGAACUCGGAGUUGGAGGAGCUCGAGGGCCAGGUUAUCGCCGCUGAGAGGGAUGUUGAUCGGCUGCAGCAGCGGUACGAAACGCUAGGAGAAGAGGCCGAAAGAAUACGAGACGAGUAUGCAAAGGACCGAAAGGCGUUGGAGGAAAAGCUUUCUGCGGCGCAAGAGGCGGUGUCUGUCCUUGCGAGGGAAAAGUCUGAGUGGCAGGCACUGCAUCAGCAAAUGUCUCUUUUAAUUUCUUAG